GGCUGGACAGGCUUCUGUAGCAGAGUCCUGGGAACGGUUGUUGAGCCGGCCUGGGAUUCCAGGUCGCGCGCCUUCCCGCCCCACCAUCUCCACGGAGUCUGCUGGGUCCCAAGCGAGCUAACCCGAACCCGCACCGGACAGGCGAGCUGGACUGAGAGAAUUCCCUGAGCGCAAAAGUCCUAAGGAUCUCACCAGGAACUGACAGACCCAAGAAACUAGGGGGCAGCAAGAUGGCAGAUGAGGCCUUAGCUGGACUGGAUGAAGGAGCUCUCAGGAAACUGCUGGAGGUCACAGCAGAUCUGGCAGAGCGUCGCCGGAUCCGCUCUGCCAUCCGGGAGUUGCAGCGGCAGGAGCUGGAGCGAGAGGAGGAGGCUCUGGCAUCCAAACGCUUCCGUGCUGAGCGGCAGGACAACAAAGAAAAUUGGCUACACUCACAACAGCGGGAAGCUGAGCAGCAGGCUGCCCUGGCACAGUUGGCAGGGCGGCUGGAGUCCAUGAAUGAUGUGGAAGAGUUGACCACACUGCUUCGGAGUGCCGGUGAGUACGAGGAACGCAAGCUGAUCCGAGCUGCUAUCCGUCGUGUCCGGGCUCAGGAGAUUGAGGCUGCCACCGUGGCUGGAAGGCUCUGCAGUGGGCGUCCCAACAGUGGCUCCAGAGAAGACAGCGGGGGGCAGGCAGCACACAGAUUGGACCCAUGUGAGGUGCCAGAACGGGAGGAACAGGAACAACAAACUGAGGUCCCAGACAGAGCACCAACCCCAACCCCUGAGGACACCAGCCAGGAUAUGACCACAGUGACACUCCUACUGAGGGCCCCACCUGGGGGCACACCCAGCUCACCUGCCUCACCCGAUAGUUCACCCACCACUGCUUCUCCUGAGCCUCCACUAGAACCUUCUGGAGACCAGUGUCCUGCUACAGAGACUCCAGGCAGCCCCGAACCACCUCCUAGCCCCUCAGAAGCUCCCAGCCCUGAGCCCCCCAUGUCAUCAGCACCUCCCAGCUCUGAGGAACAGGUGGUCAACAAGCUCCUGCCUGCCCCCACAGAGUGCCCUGCUGCCCUGGACCUCACCAGAGGCCCCUCCAACACAAAGAGGACAGACCUGGCUGGAUCCCAACCCUGCCAACACUCCCUGUCUGUGCUCAGCCCCCUACGGCCAGUCCAGAAUCGAGAAUCCAUCCCCCUUGCCAGUGGACCUUCCCCGAUCCAUCGGGCUGGCUCUGUGCGAGAUCGAGUCCGCAAGUUCGUGUCUGAUUCUCCUGUGGCUGUCAGGCUCCAGGAUGGUCCACCCAGGACAGCCCUUGCUUCCCUGACCCCCACAAGGCUCCUGGGCCCCUCCCUCAUCAGCACCACGCCUGCCUCCUCCAACAGCUCCUCCUCUCGAAAGCCCAAUGACACUUCUUCCCAGUUCAGCAAGGAGCAAAGAGGAAGAGCUCAGCCCCUGGCCCAGCUUCAGAGCUGCCCACAGCCCCCGCCUGCGGGGCGGGGCUUGGCUCCCAGAUCCCUUGAAAACCAAGCAGGGGGGCCCAGAGCCUGCUCAGAGGAUCCCAGUGUUCCACUGCCUGUGGCCAUCGGCACUGGGGAGCCAGGGGGCAGUAUGAAGACCACGUUUACCAUCGAGAUCAAGGAAGGUCGUGGCCAAGCCUCCACAGGCCGAGUACUGCUGCCCGCAAGCAACCAGAGGGCAGAACUGACACUAGGACUGCGGGCACCCCCUAGCCUUCUCAGCAGCAGCAGUGGGGGCAAGAGCACCAUCAGCCAUGUCAGCACCCCUGGGACUAUGACCCGGCUGGGCAGUGUCACUCAUGUCACUACCUUCAGCCAUGCCUCCCCUGGUAACCGAGGAAGCUGCAACAUUAAGAUGGAGCCAGAGCCAGCAGAGCCCCCUUCUGUGGCAGUGGAAGCAGCUAAUGGUGCAGAGCAGACUUGGGUAGACAAAGCACCAGAGGGGCGGAGCCCACUGAGAGCUGAGGAGCUGAUGGCCAUUGAGGAUGAAGGUGUCCUGGACAAGAUGCUGGAUCAGACCACAAGCUUUGAGGAACGGAAACUCAUCCGGGCUGCUCUCCGUGAGCUCCGACAAAGAAAGAGAGACCAGCGGGACAAGGAGCGAGAACGGAGGCUGCAGGAGGCACGGGCCCGGCCAGGGGAGAGCCGAAGCAGUACGGCCACAGAGACUACCACAAGGCACACUCAGCGGGCAGCUGAUGGCUCAGCUGUCAGCACUGUUACCAAGACUGAGCGGCUCGUCCACUCCAAUGAAGGCACACGAACGGCCCGCACCACCACGGUGGAGUCAAGUUUUGUGAGGCGCUCGGAGAAUGGCAGUGGCAGCACCACAGUACAAACCAAGACCUUCUCCUCUUCUUCUUCCUCAUCCAAAAAAAUGGGCAGCAUCUUUGAUCGAGAGGACCAGACCAGCCCACGGCCUGGCAGCCUGGCAGCCCUGGAGAAACGCCAGGCAGAGAAGAAGAAAGAGUUGAUGAAGGCACAGAGUCUGCCCAAGACUUCAGCAUCCCAAGCUCGCAAGGCCAUGAUUGAGAAGCUGGAGAAAGAAGGCUCUGCAGGCAGCCCUAGUGCACCCCGUACAGCUGUACAGCGCUCCACCAGCUUCGGAGUCCCCAAUGCCAACAGCAUCAAACAGAUGUUGCUGGACUGGUGCCGAGCCAAGACUCGUGGCUAUGAGCAUGUAGACAUCCAGAACUUCUCCUCCAGCUGGAGUGAUGGGAUGGCCUUCUGUGCCUUGGUGCACAAUUUCUUCCCUGAGGCCUUUGACUAUGGGCAGCUUAGCCCGCAGAACCGGCGUCAGAACUUUGAAGUGGCCUUCUCGUCUGCUGAGACCCAUGCGGACUGCCCGCAGCUCCUGGAUACAGAGGACAUGGUGCGGCUUCGAGAGCCUGACUGGAAGUGCGUGUACACGUACAUCCAGGAAUUCUACCGCUGUCUGGUCCAGAAGGGGCUGGUAAAAACCAAAAAGUCCUAACCCCUGCUUGGGGCCCCACGGAUGCUGGUGGACUGUGUACCCCUGGUGGAGGUGGAGGACAUGAUGAUCAUGGGCAAGAAGCCCGACCCCAAGUGUGUCUUCACUUACGUGCAGUCGCUCUACAACCACCUGCGGCGCCACGAGCUGCGCCUACGCGGCAAGAAUGUCUAGCCACCCUGCUCCUCAAGGCCCACGCUGCAGACCGCGGUCCCCACCCUCCCAGCACGGUCUCCUUCCAGUGCGCCUGCCCACUGCUGCCUGGUCUGUCGCAGCACCCUCCCCCUUGUACACGCUCAGCGUUUUUGAUAAAUUAUUGGUUUUCAACGA
This is a messenger RNA of Nannospalax galili (Upper Galilee mountains blind mole rat), 3308 nucleotides long. Its product is annotated as smoothelin. The record is from RefSeq and is a predicted model, not a curated record. Bases 231 to 2981 code for a protein of 916 amino acids. Gene Ontology annotation, biological process: actin cytoskeleton organization. NCBI's taxonomy places the organism in Eukaryota, Metazoa, Chordata, Mammalia, Rodentia, Spalacidae. Gene Ontology annotation, cellular component: microtubule organizing center; filamentous actin. The transcript has 21 exons. Gene Ontology annotation, molecular function: protein binding.